AUGGAGGUUGGCAAGUCUGAAUUCCAUAAAGCAGGCUUCAAACUGGAGACUCUGAAAAGAGUGAUUCUGAAAUCUGGCAUAUCUGAACUCUGUAGGGUAGGCUGCAAGCUGAAAACUCCAAAGAAGAUCGGUGGUGAAGAGAGGUACAACAUUCCAGUUUCCCAAUCUGGAAAUGUCAGUAAGAACCAGCAGCAGCUUAAUACACAGAAGACCAAGGACCAGAAUUCCCAGAUGAAGAUUGUUCAUAAGAAAAAAGAAAGAGGACAUGGUUACAACUCAUCAGCAGCUGCAUGGCAGGCCACGCACAACGAGGGGAAGAACAAAGUACAUUUUUCAAAUAAUCAAAAUUGGAACUCUAGCUUAUCAAGUUCCAGCUUACUUUUUAAGUCUCAAACUAGUCAGAACUACGCUGGAGCCAAAUUUAGUGAGCCGCCAUCACCAAGUAUUCUUCCUAAACCACUAAGCCAUUGGAUUCCUGUUUCCUUUAAUUCUUCUGACAAGGAAAUAAUGACAUUUCAACCUAAAAUAUUACUUAAGGUACAGGUAUAA
Choloepus didactylus (southern two-toed sloth) is the source of this 549-nucleotide messenger RNA. Its product is annotated as proline-rich nuclear receptor coactivator 2-like. The transcript has 2 exons. Bases 1 to 549 code for a protein of 182 amino acids. Gene Ontology annotation, biological process: nuclear-transcribed mRNA catabolic process, nonsense-mediated decay. Gene Ontology annotation, cellular component: nucleus; P-body. The record is from RefSeq and is a predicted model, not a curated record. Lineage: Eukaryota; Metazoa; Chordata; Mammalia; Pilosa; Megalonychidae.